CCUGAUGGUCUGAGUCAGUUUUCCAGCAUCCGUCAACCGUUUCGAACGGAACAGGACAUUUGUCGUCCGGGAAGCAUUUUUCCUGGGAAGUGGAACCGCUUAUCAGCCCGGCAGUUGGUGGUUGUGUUGGCAGUCGGGCAGUUUGACGCGUGUGUUUGGAUUUUUUUUUUCUUGUCUCGCAGUCGGUUACGAACCGUGUGGAUUUAGUGUCAUGACACGCAACGGUUGAUUUCCGCCGGUGGGGAUUACGAGGCGCGACCGUGCGAAACUUGGCACUGUUGUUGUUGUUGGUGUUGCUAGCUAUUGUUGUUGUUGUUCCUAUUGCUGUUAUUGUUAUUGUUAGUUGCAACCUCGACUGGGUGGACGAAGGACCUCGAUGCUCGAUCCAUGUCGUUGCUGAUGCUGGAUGCCAAAGCGUCCGUCGCUCAUGAUUUCGUUCGUUCCGUUCCGUUCCGCUGAUGAUGCUGAUGGUGAUGAAUAAAGCGAAAUGAAGCAUAAAACGAUAGCAUAAAAAAACCUAGUGCACUUUAGUAUGGAUGACUGGAAGUGGGCAAUCGAAUGUGAAUGGAUGGUGGCAGGUGGCGAUACUGAUGUUAAUCACUGUUCAGCUUUUUUACUUGCCCCAUGUGAGCACACGUGUUUGUGAACCUGGUAAAGUGUUCGAAUGAAGAAGCUCAUGAGAAGCUGUCCAAUUUCGGCACAUUUUUUUCCCCACGAAUUGUGCAGAACCAUGAAUACGAGAGUUUGAUUGAAGUGUUGGAGUUAAACGAGACAUCAAAGGCUUGGCGAUGGUUUGCCACGAAAAGUACAGUGCGGGAAUGUGUGAUGUGGUCCUGAAAUAACUCGAUGCGCAUGAAAUUGAACUCCACUGCAGGUAUGUGCAAAACAGUCUAACGGUUUUUUUCUCUCUCCACUGAUUCCUGAUGAAUUCUGGGAUGGUCGUUCAAUAAAAGAGUAUAAAUGUCUGGCUGCCGGUUGUAGAUUGCAAAGUGAGUUAUAUUUUCCGGUUCACCCUUACUCGGAUAGCUGGAAACGUGGCGGUAAUCUGUGCCGCCAAGACGGAAAACUGCUGCACAAUUGAUACGGACAUCGUAGCAGAAUUGUAGAAUGGAAAAUUAACUGCGCGUUUGAUAGUGUCUGUGUGUGUGUGUUAGUGGGUUGGAAAUUUUUUAAUUAAAAUUUCGGAGGACGAAAGGAUGGUGCUCUGGGAUGAAGUUCUUCGUUUCCACAUGUAGCUGAAAGUUGAAACUGUAGUGUGAACACUGGAAGCACUGCUCAUUUUCACUGUAAAAAGAAAACAGGAAGAACCCUACAAAAGCAGCCGAGGUGCUUAAACGAUCUGGUGCCCGGAUCAAAGUGUAAAAAGCAUUAUUAUUAGAGAAAAUUUAGCACCAUUUCAAUCCUCUUUUGCCCGAAAAAAAACCCACGUGCUCAGACGGUUGAAACAGAGAUAUAUACCAGGGCGAAGAAGAAAAAAUCAAGAAUAAUGUGUCAAUAAAGUGUAAAACGCCGCUCCAGUGUAUCAACCCCUUGAACUCGACACGACAAUCGGCCUCUGUGACAAUCGGCUGCUUGCUGAAGAGAACCGAAAGGCGGACGAACCUCGAUGCAGCUCACCCACCCAGCGCUGUAGGCAUCCGCUUGGGUCUUGAUCUGUGUCAGGGGUUUUUUUUUAUUACCAUUCGGGGCUCGAAACGUGUUCGGAAUUGUAAGAUGGUGAUCAACGGUAGCAGCCUUCGGACAGCGGUAGCCGCAGCAGCAAUAGCAUCACCCUCCGUAGUAGUCGGCCAUCGUCGCUGCGUAAGACCAGUGCUGGCAGCGGAGAUGACGGUGCUAAAUCCGGUCACCACCGGGACAGGAUUAUUGGUUUGGCUUGCCGUGCUGGCCGUACUCGUCAAUGGAAACACCGAUUCCCGGAACGAGCAGGAACCAAAGCCAAGUUUCGCCAGUCCAAUAGAAAACGUUACAGUUCCUAUCGGUAGAGAAGCGACGUUAAGUUGUGCUGUACAAAACUUAGGUGCCUAUAAGGUUGGAUGGAUGCGUGCUUCCGAUCAGACUGUACUUGCCCUACAGGGCCGGGUUGUGACACACAAUUCACGCUACAGUGUGACCCAAGAGGAGUCGAAUGUGUGGCGACUGAAGAUUCGAAAUGUGCGCGAAUCAGAUCGCGGUUGCUACAUGUGUCAAAUCAAUGCGACACCCCUGCAGAAACAAGUAGGCUGUGUCGAUGUGCAGCUACCGCCAGAUAUCUCGGAUGAACAAUCGUCCUCAGAUACCACCAUUCGCGAAGGUGGUGACGUGACGUUCUACUGCAAGGCAACCGGUCAUCCGACACCGAAGGUCACUUGGCGGCGGGACGAUGGCAGCCCUCUCUAUCUCUACCGGAAUGAGACCGACGUGCGGAAAGUGGAUACUCAUAUUGGAAACUUUCUGAACCUAACGAGCGUAGAUAGAAGACAAAUGGGCGCCUACUUAUGCAUCGCUUCCAACGAGGUACCGCCGGCUGUCAGCAAGCGUGUCUAUCUGAAUGUACACUUUGCUCCAAAUGUGACCACGGCGAAGACCCUGCUGGGAGUUUUCGAAGAUUCGGACGUCGAACUGGACUGCGCUGUUGAGUCGUACCCCCGUUCGGUGAACUACUGGACCAAGGUUUCCACGUCUGGAGGUACAACGAAAAAUUUGGCCGGUUCUGGUGGACCACUACCGGACGGCCGAAACAAUCUCAUUGCACCGGUUAACCCGCGGCAGGAAGUGAUGUUGAACGGGGAUCGGUACGAGAUUCGGGAACAGUACAACUCGCACUAUUCCGGCCGGAUGAGUCUCCGAAUUCGUCGGUUCGGCGCCAACGAUGCCGGCAGCUACAUGUGCAUAUCAUCGAACGCCUUCGGCAAGGCGAAUAAAACCAUUAGGGUUUAUGAAAUCAAGCGUCCAACCACCACGACAACAACAACGACUACGACAACGACGACGACGACGACCACGACUACUACGACGGAACAGCCAACUACGAUCCCAGUACGAAGAACAACUUUGAUGGUGCAAAGAAUGCCGGAGGCAACCCCGCGUGGACCCCCGACGGACUUUAUCUUCGAGUACAUCACAAACCCGCCAGCCUACGUGGAGUACGGGGCAAACGGAGAAACUUAUAUCAACUAUCCCCAGCUGACAGCGUACAGCAAAUCUUCGCCAUCGAAUCACGGUGGACCGGACGGUGACGGCGGUGGUGGUCACCCGGGAGGACACCACCACGACGGGGAUGCGUCCUCGUCCCGGUCGCUGCUGGUGCCGUCCGGGGAGCAGCGGUUGAUGACAAUUCUGGCACUGACGGCCCUCUCCUGCUUGUCGUUUUUUCGCUUCUUUCAGAUCUAUCUACCCUGGAUAACGUUUUUUUUGUUGCUCCUGCUGAUCGGCCGGAAACCGAAGGAAAAGUGCUUCCCGGUGCUGGCCGGACAGCCGGCGUAGUGACCGCGCAGAGCGGCAAAGGUUUUCUGCUGGGUUAAUGUUAGAAACUGUUGACUUUUGUUUUUGCUCUCCUGUUUCUACUUUCUAAGUUUGUAGGAUUAUAUCAAUCAAGCAAAACAAAAAAAAACAAAUCUAUUUAGAUGACAUUGUAGCACAACGCAAAUAGAGGAAACGGCAAAUGGAAACAGCAAAAAUUUUAGUGAAAUUGUAUAUAAAAUCAAUACAGCAAACAUUUAACAGUAAUUAUGCGGUGGAGGAACUUUAUGAGGGAAGCAUAUGCGACAUAAUAGGAUUCAGUUAUAUAAGAAUACAACAAACACAUUUAAUAAAUGAUGUAUAUUAAAAA
Molecule: messenger RNA, 3808 nt
Organism: Malaya genurostris
Lineage: Eukaryota; Metazoa; Arthropoda; Insecta; Diptera; Culicidae
Product: peroxidasin homolog
Exons: 9
Coding region: 1714-3462 (582 amino acids)
Cellular component (GO): neuron projection
Source: RefSeq, a predicted model, not a curated record